This is a messenger RNA of Carassius gibelio (silver crucian carp), 5156 nucleotides long. RefSeq names its product synapse differentiation-inducing gene protein 1. Gene Ontology annotation, cellular component: membrane; intracellular membrane-bounded organelle. The transcript is spliced from 4 exons. The record is from RefSeq and is a predicted model, not a curated record. The coding region runs from base 1496 to 2215 and encodes 239 amino acids. NCBI's taxonomy places the organism in Eukaryota, Metazoa, Chordata, Actinopteri, Cypriniformes, Cyprinidae.
AAAGACAGUGGAGGAGGGAAAGAGAGAUGUGGAGAGAAAAGAGGAGAGGAAGAUGCACGGAUCCGCUUCACUGCUGUAGUUUAAAAAGUCUCACCAAGGGGACUUAGAAGAGCAUUGGUGGUAUAAAUACCCAGCAUAAACAGGAUUAAAAGAGCAACUACUGAGAGACAAGCAGAAAGAGAGAAUAAAGUGUAAGCAUCAGGAGCACUGUGAACUGCAGUGGGUCUUUACACGCUCGCUUUACAACAGCACUCAACUUGGGAGAGAAGAAGCGUCACUUCUCUGAACUCUUUUACUGGAACACCAUCCCAUCUCUCUCUCUCUCUCUCUUUCUCAAUCUCUCGUCAGAGAUGCUCGUACACACAAAUGGAGAAUAUGUCUUGGUGCUGAAGUAUUGCUGAAGUUCAAACUGGGCCACUGGAUUCAUCUAUUUUGGUCCACUCAGUUGCUCCAGUCCCACUGGACACGCACCCACACACGGACAACAUCGCAAGAGCUCAGGAUCCAAGGAAGAGCACUGUCCAAGUACCACCAAGAGAGGUGAGAGGUGCCGGAGACGACUCUGAGAGACUUCAUAAGGCUGGGAGAGUGUGGAGCAUUAAAGAUACAGGUCCCCACAAGAGCUUUCUGAUCUCAGCUAGUGCUAUAAAUCAAUAGCUGUUAUAGAAAAUAGACAUUUCUCCUUGGCAACGGAAUGGCUUUCUUGAGCACUUGCUGACCGGAAGCCCCACUUCAGAGGAUACUAUUUUUAUGGACGUCUGAAGUCUAUUUCUCUGAAAAAUGACUGGAUGACUAAAACGAUAUAUUUAUAUAUACAUAUGCAUAGCUGAUAAAGCUGUUCUUUUUUUACGCUUACGCUGACACUUCCUUCAAAGCUUUUGGCACUUCAGAGAAUAUUCCUAUCAGCUUUGGACUGUCUAAAUCGCAGCUAUUUUUAUCCCACUACAUAUUUAGAUAAAAGUCUCCCACUACAGAAUUCUGUUCAAAACAUUUCGUCUGAAUGAGUGAGAGCAGAAGGGAGGUGCACGCUUAACAUCUUCACUAUUUUAUCACAACCUGUCUACAUUCUGUUGCUAAUCAUGGUUUUCCAUCAUCAGAAGUGACUUCUUCCAUCUUUUUUGGUGCAAAAUGAAGCACAUUAGCAUAUUUAUGGGCUGAGAUAUAUCCAAAUGUGGACAACGUGCUACAUGGAUCUUGCAUUCAGUCAUCAAGCAAAGGAACGAAUAGCUUCUGACAUGUGAAGAAAAUUGAACAUUCGAGAAUUCUGUGCAUUUAAACACAUGGACUAAAAUCACGGUGUCAGCUUGGGAGGAGAUGGAGGAACACAUGAGUUAGUUUCCUUGUUAAGGUUAAUGCUUGUAUCUGUGUGAAAUCAACCAAAAAUUGCUUUCAAUUGUUGUUACUGCUAUCCUAUAAAUGAGAUAUUCAUAAAAGUAAAAUUGUUGGCCAUAUUAACCGGAAAGCAUUAGUUGAUGUCAGAUCCAGAUCUCGGAAAAUGGAGAAUCUGGAUGAGCUAGAACAUCCAUUGCUGGGUGACAGCAGCCCCAAAAACUCAAGUGGAACCGGCACCAGUGGCAGUGGACUGUUCAAAAGCAUGUUGAUGAGAAAUGAGGAGGACAAAAGACUGCCCCCUCUGGACUGGAGGAAUUAUUGCAGGUCUACAGACAUUCAGCAGCAGCAGCUCCUGGAUCCAUGUUCAUUGUCUAGCACUCUAGAGACUCUUUAUCCCCCCACUACCAUUUGGGCUGCUGCUGACUCCCUGGGCAUCCACAGUAAGGAGUAUCUGGAAACCACUUUUGUGGACAUCGGCCCUGGUUCACCAUUGGAAAGGAAGUUACUGGCAGAGACAAGAGAUGUCCAUAGUGUAUCCUACAGCAUAGAAGAUAGGGAUGACCUUUUGCCAGACUUUGAGGACUCCUCCAGUGAUGACUUCAGUGAUACAGACAGUGAAAGCAACUUUCCCAUCAUGAUCCCUCAAGAUUACCUGGGCCUGGCUUUCUUCUCCAUGCUCUGUUGUUUCUGGCCUCUGGGUAUUGCUGCGUUCUAUCUUUCCCAAAAGACGAACAAAGCAUCAGCACAAGGAGAUUUCCAGGGUGCCAGUGCGGCUUCUCGGCAGGCUCUGUGGCUCUCUGUUCUUUCAAUCGUGUUCGGCAUCAUCACUUACAUCUGCGCCAUCGCUGCCCUGAUCUCCUAUCUGUCCGGGAAACCACCUUAAAGACUGCUGUAUCAGUAUCUUCUCUCAAUUCUUCUAGAAAUGCAACUCCCUGGUUCCCAAUUACACAAUCCACUGCUCCUUGCAUAUACGCACAUUCAUCUACACCUGUAAAAAGUACAUUGAUUUGGCAGAGACGCCACCUUUGUAACAUUUUCGGCAAGUUUACAGCUGUCAUAUUAGAUAAAAAAAUGCAAAACACUACAUUUGGAAAGUAAUUAAUAUGACUCCCACUUCAGAAAGAGAGGCCUGUGCUCUGUCUUAGCGCUUAUAUCUAAGUUGGCAGGGGAGGGAGUGAUUGAGGCACAAGGGUUUGUUAGAAGGGAACUAGACAAAGACUGUGAGAUCAGGAGAUCACAACAGACUUGGCUGUAAAACAGCAGGUCGUGCCCUCCGAGACACAUGACUCAAGCCAACUGGGUCAUUUCCUAUUUGAGCUCUAAAGCUGGUCAUUGAUUCACUCUCCAAAUUGAAAACACCACAGUAAAUGACUUUAGAACAAAGUUGGAAAUCUUCAAAUAGAAAACAUGUACAAGUUCAGGCAGAUUCUGCAAAUAUGAGGAUGCAUAAGUAUGCAGAGGCAAAAGUUCAAUGCGAUGAGGGAAACACACAUAUACUGAGCAGCUUUCACUGAGUCAUGCCUUUAUGAGACGCUUCUCUUGCAGGACUCUAUAGCUUGAUAAAUGCAGACCCUCCAUUUUCCACCUACUGUACCAACAUUACUGUAUGGAAACACUUCAUAUGAUUUAACUGAAUCAUGCCUGCAAACUCUGGACUGGUAGAAAAGGUGGUGAAUCAGACCACCAAACAUUAUUAUUUAUUUAUUUUACAUUUUCUUAACUACUAUUUUCUGUUAUUUACAGUACAAAUAUACAUAUUAAAUUAUAAACCUUAUUUUAGCCUUUAAACCAUUUUUUAAGAAAAAGGAUUAAUCAAAAUGAUUAAGUUAUGUAAUUUAAAGGUGCUGUAUGUAAGUUUUUGACUCUACUAAUGCAUAAAAAUACCAUAAUGUUUGCAGAUAUUUAAGAAACAUGCUAAGUUAACAUACAUGUUUAUCUGAAAAACAAUGGUACAGUCAAUUAUUCUCCUUUGAAAAUGUGCAUUCCUGGAAGGAAUGUUGGUCUUUGUUUUGGUUUGUGAAAUCCGUCCACUGCCACUUUACUCAAUUGUAUUUCGGCAUUUGAAAAUACAGCAUAUUUUAUUGAAUUAAUUGUCAAGUGUGCUCAUUCAUGUUUGUGCCUUCAAUCUGGCAACCUGUGUGCAAGUCAAGUCUGAGGGGUAGGGGCAGGGUGAAAAAAAAACCCUCCAAUAUUUAGCAUUUGGACUGCAAUAGUUCAACUACUUGGUGUCAAUCCUACAUACAGCACCUUUAACUAUAACUGUUCACAAAAAAAACGACCAACAGGCUGAAGUCAAUUUCUAAUUCAACUCUCUGAAAGUAUGAAAAGUAUGAAAAGCAGAAAUUCAGAGGUUACUCCUGUAUUCAACGCAGAUUUUAAACACCAUUGUAUUAACAUUAUACAUAGGACGAAAAGAAAAUGGUAUUAAACCUCUGAAAACAUUCAGUUCUCUUUAAAUGUACAUUCAGUUUUGCCCAAAAGCAUUGCGUUUGAAGGUAUGUAAACAUCUUUAAAUGACAAGACUGUAAUUUAUAUUCAUUCUGAAGUACUGAACAUAUAGUAUGAACGAUUUGUAAAUGUGAAAUAAAGGGUAUUUGCCUGCCUGGGCAGUUAUUAACUUACAGAAUCCACGAGGAUAAAAGCUAAAACUGUAGUCAAGUGACAUUUCUACCACUGGGAACUCUAUUUUGUUGUAGCACUCUAUACUUAAAUCCCUUUUUUAGGCCUACUCUUCACCUUGAUAACCUCAGAGGCGAGUGAAACUAGUUGCAAAAAAAAAAAGCUUUUACUGAAGUGCUUUAGUUGGAAGUGUCUCGGAUAUGAAACACAAUACAUUGCAUAAUCUUGUCUUCAAAUCCAUCUGCAUUUAUGUACAAUUAUUCCUUUUUUUUUAGCAGUAUAUUUGUUCACAAACUUUGCAAAUGUUCUGUUCAUUAAUUUGACUGGUGAACUGUUAAAAGUCCAUACAACAUAUAUAUCUGGAAUCAUUCAAAUGUUUGUGGUCAGUUUUUUUUAAAGAAAUUAAUAUUUUUUUCUUCAACAAGGAGAUGUUAAAUUGAUCAAAAGUGACAGUAAAGACAUUUCAAGUAAAUGUUGUUCUUUCUAUUCAUAAAAAAUGUAGUUGUUUUCACAAAACUAUUUGUAACAUUUUAAAAUGUAACUAGAAAUAUCUCUAAUAUGUUAUCAUCGCCUAACACUGAAGACUGGAUUAAAGACCAUUAAGGCCUAAAUAAAUGAUAUUUUAAUAUAUCCAAAGAGAUAACAUUUAUUUUUAACUGUGAUAAUAUUUCACAAUAUUAAAACAUCUUACCGACCCCAAACAUUUGAAUGCUACACUGUCCCAUUACAGAUAAAGUCUAUAUUCAGAUAAGUCAAGUGCACAAUACUUCAAUCAGAAAACCACGUGUGAUUUAAAGGUUUAAAUGUGCCCUGUUCCAAAAGAUUAAACCACAAAACAGUGGUCAGCAUAAACAGCCUUGGCAGGUGCCCUUCGCGCUCCCCGCAGUUAGAAAUUGGGUCACAUCAUGGAAGGAAAUGAUGUAUUACUUCUGCAGCAAGCUGCCCCAUAGAACAGAGGAGAGGAGUGAUAGCACAGCCCCCUCCAGUGAGCUAUCAUUGCCUGUGUGGGAUCACAGAAGAGCACCACAAACAGUCCUCCAGUGCACAGGUUAUAGUGAUGCGGUCGCGUCUCAACACAGGAAAACAGACCAGAGAAAUCCUCGCCUGUCAUUAUUUUAUUCCUCCUCUACAUUAAUCUUGUGCAAAUGUGUACAUUUUGCAGGUAACUGUUAUGAACAAAUAAAUGCACUUGACUGAACAUUUAA